CUGGGCACGCGGCCCGACGAGGCGGUCGUGGUGGCUCGGCUGGGCACCGCGUGGACGUGGUUCUUGUUCAACUUGAUUCCUCCGUUUGUCUGGGUCAAAUCUUGUAAUCAAAAUUUCGUCCACUUCCCGUUGUCCAAUCAAUUCCACAUUUUGUACACGUACUCAGAUCCGAUGACAAUGCAUGCCUGUAUCAAAAUCGGCAUCAAUGUGUAGGUCAAAACGCCGCGGUCCCUAAACUCUGGAAUCAGCUCGCACAAAUCGCAGGCGCCGCGUGUCUCAGGCGCUAGUGACGCACUUCUCAAAGGCCGUGAUGACGACUGCCUGUGUUGCGAUCGAAACGUCGCGAUUUGUUCUAUAUUAUUUCUAGCUACGUGACUUUACCGAAAUAACCAAAGAGUAUUAAACGAAGUUGUUAUUAAAACCAGCUCGUCAAGGUACCUGGUGUUGGAGAAGCUGGAUAAGGCAACAUCGAAGCGGAUACACAUCCUCAGCUCCUUUUACACCAUGCUGACUUACAAGAACUGCUCACAAAAGACGUCCGGCCUCAAGCUUCCCCAUCAGAGGCACUCGCGCGUCAACAGCUGGACGCGCAACGUGGACAUCUUUAGUAAAGAUUUCGUCUUUGUGCCAGUGAACCAGUGCUCCCACUGGUUCCUGGCCGUAAUUUGCUUCCCUGGGCUCCAGGAAAAGGAGAUGGCAAAGGAGGGGUGCAGGCCCUGCAUCUACGUCUUGGACUCAAUAAGGGGCCCAAGUUACAAGAACGUUGCCACGAUGCUGCUGCCGCUGCAAGAGUGGCUGCUUCACCAGGCGGUGCAGGUGCCACCUUGCUGGCUCUGCAUGCGAGGCGGGGCGCUGCAAGAGUGGCUGCCGCGAUGAUCGGUGCGGGUGCCACCUUGCUGGCUCUGCAUGCGAGGCGGGGCGCUGCUGGUGCCGCCCCAAUUGCCGCAACCGGUGCGACACGACGGAGAGCCGGGACUCGUCGCGGGUCACGCGCACGCACGGGGUGCCGCUCGAGGAGCCCAG
Lethenteron reissneri (Far Eastern brook lamprey) is the source of this 1023-nucleotide messenger RNA. RefSeq lists its product as uncharacterized. Gene Ontology annotation, cellular component: nucleus; cytoplasm. Lineage: Eukaryota; Metazoa; Chordata; Hyperoartia; Petromyzontiformes; Petromyzontidae. Gene Ontology annotation, biological process: protein desumoylation; proteolysis. The record is from RefSeq and is a predicted model, not a curated record. Gene Ontology annotation, molecular function: SUMO-specific endopeptidase activity.